CGCAUUGCGACUCGUCAAAUGCCCAGCUCUACCAUUUCGGUCCCUUAUCUGCUUUGUGGAGACCAUGAUGGAUUUCUGCGGAUGCAAGAUCGAUUUGGGAUGCAACCCUGCGGCAUGGCCAGGUAAGUGAAGGACGCCGGAGCUACUGCAGACUUGCUCAAGCUAUGUCAUAUACUAUAUAUGAGCUGUCUUCUGGAUGUCGAUCUCGGGGGUGGUUGUGGUUGUGUCUUCAUCACUCCUCCGGGUCCCCCAUACCUUCAGGUCCAAAGGCUCGAUUCAAGAAUGGCCUCGAUAAAGUCUGCCGCGUCCCUCGUGGCUCUGGUGAGCGCAGUGCAAGCUUCUCUCUAUGGUGAAAGUAAUCAGAACCACACUUGCAUCCUAGACCCCGCUGUCCUCUCCUGUUCUCCAGGAGCUACUCCUGACCAAGUCGACAGCUGUUGCACGGAGACUUUCGGGGGCCUUCUUCUCUCGACACAGUUUUGGAACACCUAUACUGGUCUCGAAGCUCAAGGCCAAAAGCUACCACCCAACUCUUUCACGCUUCAUGGACUUUGGCCAGAUGAGUGUGACGGUUCCUUUGGCCAGUAUUGCGACCUAGCGAGACAAUACGACCCAGCUCCUUCGCCCAAUACCACGAACGGUCUGCCCAACGGGACUGUGGUACCUCCUUAUACUGGUCCCAAUAUCGGAACGUUUCUUGAGCCGUUCGGCCGGUAUGACCUGUUGGACUGGAUGAACAAGUAUUGGAUCAACCAAGGCGGCCCAAAUCACGACUUCUGGGGCCACGAAUUCUCCAAACACGCCACCUGCUAUUCGACCUUUGAUCUACCUUGUUAUGGGCCUGAAUACGUCGAACACGAAGACGUGUUGGACUUCUUCCAGACGGCUAUCAAGUAUUACAAGAGAUUGCCGACGUGGGAGUGGCUAAACGAGGCCAAGAUCGUUCCCAGCAACAGCACGACCUAUACGUUGAGGGACAUCCAGGGCCAACUAGCGAAGAAAUACGGCGCGGUGCCAUAUGUCGGAUGUACCGGGCCAAGGUAUAAUACGACGGCAGAAGGAAUAGCGGCAAAUAGUACUGACAGUGGCCGCACCGUCAUCAGCGAAGUGUGGUAUUACAUGCAUGUCGUUGGACGUCCUCAAGACGGCAAUUCUAUCCCGGUCAAUGCCACGAGUCCAAACACCACCUGUGCGAAGGCCAAGGGUGCCAUACACUACUAUGAGCCGACGCCGGGCUCCGUGCAGGGAAGCUAGAUUUGCUGGCUCAUGUACGUGCCGCGGUCCAGGGAUAUCUGCCAUGAGAUUGUGCAAAGUGGGAAACAGACAAGGGGUUUGUACAUAGCAAGGCAUCAAAAGGGGGUAGCAAACCGACCAAGAGUCCGUUACCUGGAGAAGUCGCACGGACUAAACCCCCAUGAGAGCUAAUUGAUAAUUGAUAAUGGCACGUGUCUCGUGGGUCUGGCCAAGGUUAACAAAUACCGAAUGAAGUGCUGUUUUGAGCAACUGGAGUGAGAGAAGGAUGAAGUCCACAGGCAGACGGCAUGUGACGAAUGCCUGAGGCUCAACCGUAAAUACUUCCACAGUCCCGACCUAGAAAUUGAAGUAUGACUAGAUCC
Cladophialophora immunda is the source of this 1616-nucleotide messenger RNA. RefSeq lists its product as uncharacterized. Gene Ontology annotation, molecular function: RNA binding; ribonuclease T2 activity. The record is from RefSeq and is a predicted model, not a curated record. The coding region runs from base 181 to 1254 and encodes 357 amino acids. Lineage: Eukaryota; Fungi; Ascomycota; Eurotiomycetes; Chaetothyriales; Herpotrichiellaceae. Gene Ontology annotation, biological process: RNA catabolic process. The transcript is spliced from 4 exons. Gene Ontology annotation, cellular component: extracellular region.